Molecule: messenger RNA, 5169 nt
Organism: Ctenopharyngodon idella (grass carp)
Lineage: Eukaryota; Metazoa; Chordata; Actinopteri; Cypriniformes; Xenocyprididae
Gene: pard3bb
Product: par-3 family cell polarity regulator beta b
Exons: 21
Coding region: 412-3432 (1006 amino acids)
Biological process (GO): microtubule cytoskeleton organization; establishment of cell polarity; intracellular protein localization
Cellular component (GO): apical junction complex; cell cortex; apical plasma membrane
Molecular function (GO): phosphatidylinositol binding; protein binding
Source: RefSeq, a predicted model, not a curated record
AUGUUGGGAUAACACUGCUGGAGGCUGCUCGGGAACUUUAGGAAUGGCGCAAGACAUGCAACUCCAUCCGGGCAAAAUACUGAUGCAAACGCCAUCCACACAUGCUCAGUGUCUUUAGUAAAUGCUCUUUUGUCCCGUGGAUCAUCGAUAAAGUGGGUAAUUGUAUAAAGACAGCAUGACUGCAUAAUUUGUGAGGGUAUUCAACAACACGUCGCCAAAGUUUUUGCCGCUAACCUGCUCUCCUCUCCAUAUUUUAUAUGCCAAUAUCAUGCCAUCUUUGAUGCUCUAAAGUUUGAUGCAGAAAAGCAGCGUGCAGCCUGGCUGAAUAUACACAAGCACACACACCUGCUGCUGCUGCUGGAGUUUGUUUAGGGACACAUCUGGAUCAAUUGUCCUCUUUCUGGAUUAAAAAUGAAAGUGACAGUGAGUUUUGGAAGGACUGGUGUUGUUGUCCCAUGUAAGGAAGGAUGGACAGUGCGGGAUCUCAUCCAGCAAGCCACCCAGAGAUACAGAAAACUACUAGAGCAGGAGGGAGAUUUCCUUGUACGAACCCACCAUGUUGAAUACUGCGAUGGGGGUAUUCUGGACCCUGAUGAUGUGCUAACAGACCUGGUGGAGGACAAGGACAAGCUGAUCGCUGUGUACGAGGAGCAGGAGGCCCAGCAGAGGGGCGCCAUGAGUCCUGGGAAUGGAACAAGGACAAGUAGCAGCCUAACAGGACAGUCCAGCCCAGAACCCUAUGACUCUGAACUCGCAUGCUUCCAACCAAUCAAAGGAGGAGAAAUUGAAGUCAACUCCUCUGCCCUCAAGUCCAGUACUCCUCUGCUGGUACGGAGCAGUAGCGAUUCUGCUCUUGGACCUCCUCAGAUGGAAGAUGGCAGAGCCAUGGGGAUGCACAUACAGGCUGACAUGGACUUUACGGCCAAGGGAACCGGCAAUAACAAAUCUGGCCCUCUUAGUGUCAACAGCCUCACAAAGACGGUGGAGAUUUCAGGAGAACAAGGGCCUCUAGGAAUACACGUGGUGCCGUACUGUUCCUCUCUCAGUGGAAGGGCUCUGGGCCUGCACAUUCGAGGCGUGGAGGAGAACAGUCGCUCCAAAAGGGAAGGCAUCUUUCAGGACGAUGAGUGUAUUGUUAAAAUUAAUGAUGCUGAAUUAAUGGACAAAUCCUUUUCACAAGCACAGGAAAUAUUCCGUCAAGCCAUGCGUUCACCCAUCGUUCGUUUAGAAGUUGUUCCAGUCUUUAAUAAAGAACGCUUUGAGAAGACUGUGAUUGGCCACCUCUUCAACUCAGAAAGCCCUGAUGCAUCCACACGGACCAAAGACCCUCCGCCGCUGAAGGUGAAGCCCAUGGUGAGGCCUGUGGAGUCCUCCUCAGUAUGGCAAGCCGAAUUUCAGGAGUCCAGCAGCAGUCCUGAGAGUCGCUCUCUGGGCUCUCCAUUACCCCUCAGCCUCUCUCCCACCCCCACCCCCACCCCCAGAGGCAAGAGUGUUGAAAGCCCCCUCCUGAAAAACAGCUUGGGACCAUCACCUCUACAAAUCCACAACAAAAAGGGUGGAAAGAGACUCAGAAUCGACCUUAAGAAAGGUCCUGAAGGUCUGGGCUUCACCGUUGUGACCAGAGAUUCUUCAGUGCACGGGCCCGGCCCCAUUCUCGUCAAAAACAUCUUACCCAGAGGAGCUGCUGUCAAAGAUGGCCGCCUGCAGUCAGGUGACAGGAUACUAGAAGUGAACGGUGUGGACAUUACAGGCCGUUCUCAGGAGGAACUGGUGGCCAUGUUACGCAGUACUAAGCAGGGGGACAGUGUGUGUCUGGUUGUGGCCAGACAAGAAGACAUGUUCCUUCCACGUGAGCUGAAAGAGGAGCAGGCCCGCUUGCUGCUGUCUGAGGAAGGGAAGGAGCAGCUGAUGUUUGAGGUCCCUCUCAAUGACUCGGGCUCAGCUGGGUUAGGGGUCAGCCUGAAGGGUAAUAAGUCUCGUGAGACCGGCGAGGACCUGGGCAUCUUCAUCAAGUCCAUAAUCCAUGGAGGAGCAGCUUUUAAGGAUGGGCGUCUACGUGUCAAUGACCAGCUGAUUGCCGUUAAUGGUGAACCGCUCUUGGGGAAGUCCAACCAUGAAGCCAUGGAGACCCUGCGGAGAUCCAUGUCCAUGGAGGGGAACCUGAGAGGAAUGAUCCAGUUGGUGGUGCUCCGUGCUGUAGUACCACCUAACCAGGAGUUCCAGGAAGCACGGCGAAUUCUCAAUCGAUCCUUUGAUAGCUGCGUGGGACAGGCAGGGCACCUCGGCCAAUCAGAUGGCAGCACUCAGCCCCCCAUGGUGAUGAACAGCAUCUAUGAGCGAUGUGCGGUUUCAAAUGGGGGAUACAAUCACAUGGAAGAGGGGGAUGAUGAAGGCUUCGCCACUAAUCCUCAUAGACAGGACAGCCUGAAGCUCCAGCAGAGUCUGAGUUCAGGUCUUUGUUCAGCUGACACUUCUUUGACUGACGGAGGUCAGCAGAAUCAUGUGAAGUCAUCUAAGAGCAUGGAUCUGGUGAGCGGUGGGGUUGAGUUGGGACCCACGUUAGGCCUAAAGAAGUCCAGCUCUCUAGAGAGUCUGCAGACUGCCAUGACAGAGGCCAAGAGAAACGAACUGCUGCCCUUCCACAGGCCCCGCCCACACAUGGUUAGAGGGCGUGGCUGCAACGAGAGCUUCCGAGCAGCAAUCGACAAGUCAUAUGACGGACCGCCAGAGGAUGAUGAUGAUGAGGGGUCUGACCAGAGCUCUGGACGAGACACUCCGGCCAGUGGCUCCUCUAGACAAGGUGCGGGAGACAAUGAGGAGAACAAGAAAGACAAGAAGAAGAAGGCCAAAGGCAAAAAGAAAGACAAGUUGAAAAGCAAAGGAAAGGAGAAAGAGAAGAAGAAAUCAGAAGAGGUCGGUGAUGAGUUGGAUAAGAAGACCAAGAAGAAAGGAUUCGGGUUGCUGAGAUUUGGAAAGAAAAAAGAAGAAAAGAGCAAGACGGAGACAAAAAUGAAUGCACAGAAGCAGACGUCAGAAAUUCUGAGUGAGGAAGAGUUGGAGAGGAUGAAGGAAGAGAGAGAAAGAAUUGAGGCCAAACACCAGGAAUUGAGGGAACGCCAGGUUCGGGACCGCUUCUCCCCACCUGACGUAGAGGAUGAUGACCUGGACCCGAAUUAUGCCCGCAUCAACAACUUCAGGGAGCGCAGAUCACCUUCCCAGCCGCUAUACGGGAACCGCAGCCCCUCACCGCAGAGACCCCCACCACCAGUGUCCCACAGCAGAGAGCCGUCCACAGAAGACCCUCUGGACAGCCUGUACGCCAAAGUCAACAAACAACGAAGCCCUCCACCUACUGCUGCGGACAGACAUCUAGUAGCUGUAAACAAGCAGAUGUGUCAGCAUUGGGUGCUUUUUGGCUCGAGCGGGACUUAAGCUCAACUGGCGUAAGGAGAUGAAGUAGAGCCACUGCUGGGACCGCAGCAGGGACUUUCCUCCCUGUAUAGCCAUCAUGAACCUCAGAGCUCACACACGCAUGCACACACACACUCAACACUUCCCCCGUGAGGCUGAGAGUGUGGAUAACCCCACCACCACGCACAGAGACUCCACUGUUCUACAGAGAUCUCCUCAUGCUCAGCCUGGCGUUAGCCAAUAAGAUGGAUGAUCACAGGUCCGCUGUGGGUCGAGGUGUGUGUGGACAGCACAGGCCAGGCCUGUCAACACUUCAAAGGGAAGCUGUUAUUUCACCCUGAUCCAAGACCAGCCCUCACUAUACCCAAACUCUGACCUCAUCCGUGAUAGGUGACACCACAAGACUGGUCUGAAGACGGUGUAAAAAAGCAACCUUUAUCAAGCAUUGCUGUUGACAGGCUCAAGCCCCCAGGUCAAAUAGUGCAGUGGUCUCAAGAGCUGAGAGAUGGAGUCAGUACACUCAGAGAGAUAAGAGUGUCAUUGAGGUCUUGUCAACUAAACUAUGAAACAUCUCAUUGAGUGGUUGGUGAUAAUAAAAAGAAGUCCACUGUUUCGAAAACAAUCAUGUUUUCUGCACUUCCUGUUUCCUUUGUGAUUCUCAGAAAUAACAGCUCAGGCGUGGCACAUGACUAAUCAUCUGACUUCAAUAAGACAUGACCUGAGACUGACAAGGCAUCAGAGCUAAGAAAAACUUCCCCGUGCUUCCCUAGCUGCCUGGUGUCACAGUGGCGAACAUGUGGCAGAGCGUGUGCAGGGUGGUUGAAGAGGGAGAAGUUUAUUUCGGGAUCCGCAGGGUAAUGCUGUGUCAUUAAAGCCGCUGUAGUUAGUGGCGAACUGGGGCCCUCUUUGGCCAAUGCUGGGUGGAUAUGAAGAGAUCUGUGCACAAGAACAUAUCUGAGAGUUUGGGUUCCUUGCACAGUGUGGUUUAUUCUAGCCCUUCUCUCUAAACCCCAACCUCCUGCUGUACUUUAGUGUCUCAUUUCUGUCCUCAUAUGUGUUUUUGAGUGCAGAGGGCCAAAUUAAAGGACUGUGGAUGGGCAGAGCCAGAUGGACAUUGGUCUUCCCAAGAUCUGCUUUCUCUUCCCCUUUUCUCAGUGUCCCACACAUCCUACCACAAACUUCUGCUUUUUGUACGUAUUUAACUGUGAGUGUGUGUGUUUAUUGUUCAUUUGUGUAUUUUCAACAGUGAAUCAGUCACAAGGAAAGAAAAACAGAUGUUUUUAGUUUCUGUCAAACAUCUGUCGUCAUGGAGCUUUUACCAUUGGAUUGUUCAGUUUCUUGUAUUUUUGCUCAGCGUUUGACCCUUAUACCCUUGUUGAUCUUUCCUUGGCUUGCUGUCAAAAACAUUUGCAUUAAUUCAACCGCAGCCACACAUUACCAUGCACAUCGCCUUACCUAAUGCAUGGCUCAACUCAGCAUUUUCACUUUUCUGCUUAAAGUCAACUGGAGGGCAUCAAAACUGUUAAGUUUCUAACAUCAAUCAUGCAACAAGCAGUCAAACAUAAUGGUAGCAUAUAUGAUCAUAAUUACAACAGUUUGCUUCUGUUGUUCCCUUAUGUUAUUUGGGUCAAUAAUUUUGUCCAGAUCUAUUCUAGACAUAUUUUUCUAUUUCUGGGUUAUGUCAUUUUUUUAUAUUGUGGUGGGACUUUGUGGGAUAAUUAAAACUGUCUAGGUGGUGUAACUGUGCAGAGUAACAAA